Messenger RNA from Aspergillus aculeatinus CBS 121060, 639 nucleotides. RefSeq lists its product as uncharacterized. NCBI's taxonomy places the organism in Eukaryota, Fungi, Ascomycota, Eurotiomycetes, Eurotiales, Aspergillaceae. Bases 135 to 548 code for a protein of 137 amino acids. The transcript has 2 exons. The record is from RefSeq and is a predicted model, not a curated record.
AUCAACGAGGACUUUGAGGAAUUGAAAGAGCAGCUCGACGCACUAAGAGCGCCCGGGCCAUGAUGGCAUUCCCAUCGAGGACAGAGCUCGCACCAUACUACAGGUUCAUCAGCCCGCGGUGAGCAUUCUCACCGAUGACAUGGCACGCUAAAUCAUCAGUUGCUUUCGGCUAUCCUUGCCCAUUCUGUGGUCGCGUGACCUCGGACUUCACCACUUCCACCUUGGAGAGACCACGUAUCCGCUGGCUACACACGAAUACACAUCUUCAAGCUGUCACAAGUUCUGCCAGGAUAGAUGCAAGCGUCUUCGGCAAAGGCAGUGGGGGCAUUAAUACUGGGGUCACGAGUCUUAUGGUUGAUGGCCCGCUUGUGCCGAGAGACCCAAGAUCGACCUGGUCGUGUAUCUGGGGCACUGCCGCAUUGAACCACAAGCAUACUGAGACCGAUUAUAAUCCGCAAUUCACACGGCCCAGAAAGUACCAAAGAUGGCGGCAAGGCAUGUAUAGAAGAGAAGCGACACGGUUCAUCACAUCUCUCUAUAUGGAGUAAGACUCUCGGACGCUUGGCUAUACCUAGCCAUCAAGUUUCUCCAAAAGGAUGAACUUCUCAACAAGUCUCCUACCGACUUCGACUUCGAAGA